This is a messenger RNA of Tricharina praecox, 444 nucleotides long. RefSeq lists its product as uncharacterized. The record is from RefSeq and is a predicted model, not a curated record. The transcript has a single exon. Bases 132 to 371 code for a protein of 79 amino acids. Lineage: Eukaryota; Fungi; Ascomycota; Pezizomycetes; Pezizales; Pyronemataceae.
GUUUUCCUUUGGCGUACAAAUUGCGGCUUUCUUUCUUUCUUUUUGGUUCAUUUCCUGGUCUUUCGGUUUUACAUUGGCGGGAUACUCUAGAUUGGCGGGUUUUCUUUCUUUUCGGCUUUUACAACAUAAAUAUGGUGCGCCUGGUGCUUGAAAUCUUUGUAUUGCGUUGUUUCCUUUGUGUCGCAUGGCUUAAAUCGCUCUCACGAACUGACGAUUCUGUUACGAUUUGUUUUGUUGGAGUCUCAUUCUUUGGGUGUUUUUCAGCCGGACUUGUCUAUAUUUUUUUGUCCCUCUUUUCUUUUGUCCCUCUUUCUUUUGUCUCUCUUUCUUUUGUCUCUUUCUUUUGCGCUCUCUUCCGGUUUGGAGGGUAAUCACUUUAGAUGCAUAGGCCUGGAGUUAUGCUUUUGUUUCCGUUUGUUGUCUUGUAUUAUAACUUGUGUUGAC